UUAUGUGGCAGAUGCUGUUGUUUGCUCUCAUUGGGAGUCAGACAGUUAGCCUCUGACUCACUGUGGCUCUUGAUUUCUAAUGCUGAGUUGCCGUAGGAUUCUGUGAUCAUCUGGCAAACUUGGAAAUCCCUCCUAUGUUUUGACAGACUUCUAGAAAAGGUGGCCUCAUUAAUCGAGUGGAGAGAAUGUUAAGGAUGGUGUGAAGUUUUAUGUUAGUCUGAUAAAUGACAAAACCUUGGUAGCAUUUAAUAUCGGUGCUUUUUCAAAAACUCCAUGUCCACAGCAAGUACUAACUUAAAAAGAAGAGAUAGAAUUCUCCUACAUUCUUAAAAGGCCUACUGUGACAGCACUCACUUCUCGCUUUUCUCCCUUCUGACUCUUGCUUGUGGUUCAGCUAUGGAAGUUUGCCCCUGAGAAGAUGUGGGCUUCAGCAUAGAGGCAGUGUCUGCUACGAGACCAUGGGAGAACCGUCACCAGAAGAACAACUUUGCACAUGCUAUUAAACUCUUUUGCUCUCAUGUCAAAGCCCAGCUCCUUCUCUUAUCUUGUUCAGAAGCAAUGUGGUGUGACUGGGCUAAUGAAGAAAAAGAAAAGCAUGUUGUCACUUGAGACUGCCUUAGAAAUGUUACCCAGUCGGGCCUCGGUGUUUCCUGUCGUUUGGAAGAGAACAGGCCUAAACAGUACCUUCCUCCUCGUGUAGCUGUGAGGACGGCACCAGGAUCGAGUGUAGACAGAAGCAAACCCAGCUCACUUGUUUCCUGGGACAUUUGAGUUAGGGGAUGGCUUUCGCAGAGCACUCCUCACUGACCCCUCACCGCCGGGACCUCUGUAGCCGCUCUAUCUGGCUAGCAAGGAAGAUUCGUUCAGACCUGACUGCUCUUAUGGAAUCUUACAUGAAGCAUCAGGGCCUGAACGAGAACAUAAACCUGGACUCUGUGGAUGGUGUGCCAGUAGCAAGCACUGAUCGAUGGAGUGAGCUGACUGAGGCAGAGCGACUCCAAGACAACCUCCAAGCCUAUCGUGCCUUCCAUGUAAUGUUGGCCAGGCUGUUAGAAGACCAGCAGGUGCAUUUUACUCCAGCUGAAGGGGACUUCCAUCAAGCAAUACGCACCCUUCUACUCCAAGUUGCUGCCUUUGCUUACCAACUGGAGGAAUUAAUGAUGCUCCUGGAACACAAGAUCCCCCCCAAUGAGGCUGAUGGGAUACCUAUCGUUGGAGAUGGUGGUCUCUUUGAGAAGAAGCUGUGGGGCCUGAAGGUGUUACGAGAGCUUUCGCAGUGGACAGUUAGGUCCAUUCGUGACCUUCGAGUCAUUUCUUCUCAUCAGACUGGGGUUCCAGCACCCGGGAGCCAUUAUAUUGCUAAUGACAAGAAAAUAUAGCAGCUUUCCCUCCUUUCUCUCCCCCUUCCUUUUCUAGUGUUGUAUACACAGUUCCCUGAGGCCUCACUUUCCCGUUCUUAAGUUUUGAAAGGUUGCAAGUUCUCUAACCUUUAAGACCACAGGCAUUUUCAUCAAGUAGGGCUGGGGACAUGGACAAAUGGGCAUAGAGUUUAUUCUGGAGAGAGAGAGUGUGUGUGUGUGCGUGUGUGCGUGUGUGUGUGUGUGUGUGUGUGUGUGUGUGUGUGUGUUGGGACCAUACGGGAGCGGGGGUAAAGGCAACAUUCUUCCACUUUAGUGCUCUAACCUUUUCUCCCCACUAAGUUAACCUUCCAAGUAUUUAACAGUCUCACAGGAUAAAUGUGUGUUUAACUUUGGUCCUGGAGGACUUUUCUGAGAAGACUGAAACAGUGAAUGAAAAAUCAUGGACUCUACCAGCCAAUUCAAACUCCUGGAUAAUAAAAAUAGUAACUAACGCUUA
Molecule: messenger RNA, 1857 nt
Organism: Suricata suricatta (meerkat)
Lineage: Eukaryota; Metazoa; Chordata; Mammalia; Carnivora; Herpestidae
Gene: CNTF
Product: ciliary neurotrophic factor
Exons: 3
Coding region: 780-1379 (199 amino acids)
Biological process (GO): negative regulation of neuron apoptotic process; positive regulation of tyrosine phosphorylation of STAT protein; ciliary neurotrophic factor-mediated signaling pathway
Cellular component (GO): axon
Molecular function (GO): cytokine activity; ciliary neurotrophic factor receptor binding; growth factor activity
Source: RefSeq, a predicted model, not a curated record